This is a messenger RNA of Styela clava, 2340 nucleotides long. Its product is annotated as replication protein A 70 kDa DNA-binding subunit-like. The record is from RefSeq and is a predicted model, not a curated record. Gene Ontology annotation, cellular component: nucleus. Gene Ontology annotation, biological process: DNA replication; DNA recombination; DNA repair. Gene Ontology annotation, molecular function: DNA binding. NCBI's taxonomy places the organism in Eukaryota, Metazoa, Chordata, Ascidiacea, Stolidobranchia, Styelidae.
UAACUAUUCAACUCUUUUUCAGGUAUCAAACUUUGUGCUAGGUUAGUUUCGAACCGUUAUACCUGUAUAUCGUUAUCAAGUUAUAUUGCUGUAUUGUAGCGAUGGCAGAUCUUGUUAAGCCAGGGGUUGUUGCUGCAAUUCUGAGUGAUGAGCAACCAGAAAAUCCAGUUUUUCAAGUGCUGGGAACAAAAAUUAUUGAAAGCAGUGCGACCGAAAGAGUUCGUCUCAAUGUAUCAGAUGGAGAAUAUUCUUUAGCCACUACCAUGCUUGCCACUCAGCUAAAUCAUCUUGUGAAAGAGAAGAAAAUUGAUAAAUAUGCAAUUAUCAAAUUAACAAAAUAUCAAGUCUCAGUACUACAGCAAUCAAGGCAUAUCCUCGUUUGUCUUGAGAUUGAAAUACUCAAAACAGGUGAUGAAGUUGGGCAAAGAAUCGGAGAUCCAGUAUCAUCUACUAACUUUGUGAAAGGUAGUUCGAGGCCAAAACCAUCCUUCAAUGGAACAGCCAACAAAACAAAUGGAAACUCUACUUCUGCUUAUGACAGUCCCAAACCAACUGGAAAAAUGCCAUUUGCAAAGGGGACCACUCCAAACACCCCAGGAGGAACACCGAUGAGAGUGAUGCCGAUUGCUAGCCUUACUCCUUAUCAGAACAAAUGGACGAUAAAAGCUCGAGUAACACAAAAAGGAUCUGUUCGAGAAUGGAAAAAUGCCAAAGGAGAAGGAAAACUAUUCAGUUUCACUGUUCUGGAUGAAUCUGGUGAUAUUCGAGUCACUUGUUUCAAGGAAGAAGUUGAUAAAUUUUAUGAUAUGCUGGAAACUGGCAAGGCUUACUAUAUUUCGAACGCAACUUUGAAACCAGCAAAUAAACAAUAUAACAACACUACACAUGAUUAUGAGAUGACGUUAAGACGUGAAACAAUCAUCAACCCUUGUGAAGAUUCUGAAGUUGGAGACUUGCCCAAAGUCAUUUAUAAUUUUGUUCCUGUCUCAAAAUUAUCCAAUCAUAUUUCACAGAUUGUUGAUGUGAUCGGUGUUGUGAAAUUCGCUGACGAACCAGUAUCAAUCAUGAUAAAGAGCCAAAACAGAGAAACGAAAAGAAGAAACCUCCAUCUUGUUGACAAAUCAGGAGCUGAAGUUCAAAUGACGUUAUGGGGAGAUGAGGCAGAGAAAUUUGAUACUGAAGGAUCUCCAGUUAUUGCAUGUAAAGGUGUGAGAGUGUCUGAUUUUGGUGGAUGUUCGAUAUCUACCAUUAGUUCAACAACAAUGAUGAAGAAUCCUGACAUUCCAGAAGCAUUCGAAUUGAAACAAUGGUUUGAAUCUGGAGGUUGCAACCAAGAAACAACAUCAGUAACUACAACUGGUGGUGGAGGCGCAUACACUACAAACUGGAAAACUCUGGAAGAUAUAAAAGAAGAAAACAUGGGCAUGGGUGACAAACCUGACUAUGUGACAUGUAAAUGUAUUGUCACUUAUUGCAAAAAGGAGAAUGUUUUAUAUAAGGCAUGUGCAACUGAACGAUGUAAUAAGAAAGUGAUUGAUUUGCAGAACGGUUCUUUCAGAUGUGAGAAAUGCAACAAGGAGUCUCCUGACUUCAAAUACAGGAUGAUCCUCAAUAUGAAUAUAUCAGAUGAGACUGACAAUAUUUGGGUGACAUGCUUCCAAGAACAAGGAGAAAUUAUACUUGGUUCAAAAGCUGAUGAAAUCGGAGCUUUGAUGGAAGAAAAUGAAGCACAAUUUGAAGAACUUCUAAAAAAGCCAAAUUUCACUUCUUACUUCUUCAAAAUUCGUGUGAAAAUGGAGAGAUACAAUGAUGAAGAGCGGCUGAGAUCAACAGUUGUUGAAAUCUCACCUAUUGCACAUGAGGAUUUUUCAAGAAAGUUAAUUGCAGACAUUGAGAAAUUAAGCUCACAGUAAUAAAUUAUCGUGCACAAAAAAAAAUUUCCCUUUACUACCAAAUGAUACAUUGGCUGGGGUUUCUGCAAAUUUGCCUUGUUUGGCAGUGUAUAAAUGGUUUCGUUCAUGUUUGUAUAGUUAGUUAUGGAAAUCAUUGCAUUUAUUUGAAUUAUUUUGGUAUGCAUGGUUGUAUUAGCGGAAAUCAGGUUAUAGAUAAUUUCUUGUUUAAAACGUAUUUGAUUGCCAACAAAAACAUAAUCCUGUCUAGUUGGCCAUAUCCAUACUGAAUUUGAUGAUUUAUUAGAACUGAAAUUUGAAAGUACGAAUUUAUCAGUUCUACUCAAUUUCUUUGUAAAUAAGCUUUUGUUUCAUUACUGUUCCUAUGGUAGAUUGUUCUUUCAGUCUUCACUGCCUACUGUAUAUAAUAAAACACUGCCAAUUUCGCGAA